Messenger RNA from Geodia barretti, 1079 nucleotides. NCBI's taxonomy places the organism in Eukaryota, Metazoa, Porifera, Demospongiae, Tetractinellida, Geodiidae. The record is from the annotation of a GenBank genome assembly.
GGCUUAGUGAGCAGUCUGAUCCUCUUCCCUCUAUGUCUGUUUGGUUACAGUCACCGCAAACCUCAGGUGUUAGCCGAUAUCUGCAAUGCCCUUCUCCUUUAAACAGGCAGAUAAACUACCACCCAAAAUCUUGUGGUCGUGUACUGACUAGUGCAGAAAAUCUCGCUAUAAUGGCUGAGAAAGAAAAGGCAAAACAAGAAAAAGAGAAGAUGAAGGCUGAAAGGAAGAAAUUGAGGGAGGAAAGGAAACACAUUAGAGCUGUAAAAGGUACAAAAGGCCCAGUUGCUCCGUUAGAACAACCAAAGAAUGAGGUGGAGACAACUGGGAGAGAUCUUGGCUUUUCAUGCGAAGAAUUGGAGAUUUUCCAAAGGAGAUACGAAAAUGGUUAUGACCUUACUCAUGACAACCGUUACAAUUUGUGGCUUAAAUCUCUGCAGUUGCAUUCCUACCCUGGAGCCACAGACUCUGGCUGCCCAGAAGAACACUUUGACGGUGACACCCUGUCGCAUGGGAGAGACGAUGAUGAAGGAGGCCUAUCUGGAGCUCAUAUAAAAUCAACUCAGCUUACUCGUGAGGACACUGACUGUUUCCAAGUUCUGACAUCAUAUGAGCCAGUGAGGUGGAGACUGAGUGUCACUAGUGGAGUCACUAUCGACAGAGUCAUUCUGAGUGGAUACUAUGCCAGUACUGUCACUUCAAGCCCCAGUAAUGCUAUUAGACAAACUGAGACACUGAGGGACCCUGACAACCACUAUGGAUAUGGCACUGAUCUUGGAGGUGGAAGAACUGCAGAGCUUCUGCUCUACCUCCAACAAAGAUUUGGUCCUGUGACUUCAUUCAGUGGCAGCUACAGAGCUGAUCGAUGGGAGCUCAACAUUCACAGGACAUCAGGUUGCAGUUUCAACAACAUGACUCGCAAUUGUCCGUUGCCCUCUGCUCCAGAGAAUGGAGCAGUGAAUGUGACUGGAGUCCAACCAAUUGUGGCCAGGUACAGUUGCAAUGAGGGAACUCUGCUUGGACCUGAGAUGAGGACAUGUCUGGAAAGUGGCUGGUCUGGAGAGGAACCUUCCUGCAGAACA